AUGCCGGGGAUAGUGGAGCUGCCCACUCUAGAGGAGCUGAAAGUAGAUGAGGUGAAAAUUAGUUCUGCUGUGCUUAAAGCUGCGGCCCAUCACUAUGGAGCUCAAUGUGAUAAGCCCAACAAGGAGUUUAUGCUCUGCCGCUGGGAAGAGAAAGAUCCGAGGCGGUGUUUAGAGGAAGGCAAACUGGUCAACAAGUGUGCUUUGGACUUCUUUAGGCAGAUAAAACGUCACUGUGCAGAGCCUUUUACAGAAUAUUGGACUUGCAUUGAUUAUACUGGCCAGCAGUUAUUUCGUCACUGUCGCAAACAGCAGGCAAAGUUUGACGAGUGUGUGCUGGACAAACUGGGCUGGGUGCGGCCUGACCUGGGAGAACUGUCAAAGGUCACCAAAGUGAAAACAGAUCGACCUUUACCGGAGAAUCCCUAUCACUCAAGACCAAGACCGGAUCCCAGCCCUGAGAUCGAGGGAGAUCUGCAGCCUGCCACACAUGGCAGCCGCUUUUAUUUCUGGACCAAGUAA
Pan troglodytes (chimpanzee) is the source of this 519-nucleotide messenger RNA. RefSeq names its product NADH:ubiquinone oxidoreductase subunit A8 (gene NDUFA8). The record is from RefSeq and is marked provisional. The coding region runs from base 1 to 519 and encodes 172 amino acids. Gene Ontology annotation, cellular component: respiratory chain complex I. NCBI's taxonomy places the organism in Eukaryota, Metazoa, Chordata, Mammalia, Primates, Hominidae. The transcript has 4 exons. Gene Ontology annotation, biological process: mitochondrial electron transport, NADH to ubiquinone.